UUUGAAAGAGGCAGGGGUUGAUUUUGUGCGAAUAAAACUCAAAAAAUUGUAUCAAAGUUGUUGUAAAUUAAUUUUAAUUAAGAAAUAAUCAUUCAUAUUGAAAUUAAUAUUAAUUAAAUCAGCUAUCUAUUAAUUUAAUAUUAAAUAAAACAAAUGGUAUUGUGAUAAAAAAAAAAAAAUAAGAAGUAACAAGGAAAGGAGGACAAGAUGGCAACUUGUGCAGUUCUUGGUGGUGGGAUAAGUGGACUUGCCACAGCUUACUACCUGAACAAAUUUGGUGGAAAUCUUGUGAAAAAAAUAAUUUUAAUUGAAGGCACUAAUCGAUUCGGUGGCUGGAUGAGGUCAGUGAAGUAUGAGAAGGAUUUGUUGUUUGAACAAGGACCAAGAAGCAUACGAGGUGUCGGUAGAGCGGGGUUUAACACACUUGAAAUGGUUGAAGACUUGGAGCUGGAUGAUGAAGUUCUCCCCAUUCCUCGAAGUCACGUAGCUGCAAAGAACAGAUUUAUCUACGUUAACAAGCAACUCUGCAAGUUGCCAAGCAGUUUAAAAGCAGUUUUAACAACUCAACCUCCAUUCAGCAAGCCUUUGUGCUUAUAUGGUUUGAUGGAACCAUUCAGAAAGAAAGGUGAAUUAGAUGAUGAGACGGUUGAUAGUUUCUUCAGCCGAAGGUUUGGUCCAGAGGUAGCAAAGUACGCAGCUAACUCUAUGUGCAGAGGAAUAUUUGCUGGAGACAGUUUGAAGUUGAGCAUGAGGUCAUGCUUUCCAUUAUUCCAUGAAUUUGAAUCCAAGUAUGGGUCUAUUGUUAAGGCUGCUCUCAUGAGACCAAGAACUAAAAGGAGAGAAAAUUCCGAGCUGAUAAACAAAUUUGUGUCUGAAAACUGGUCCAUGUGGUCUUUGAAGAAUGGCCUUGAAGAUCUACCACGCAAGCUUCUGGCCACUCUGCAGAAAGAGGACAAGGUGAAGGUCAUGUCAGGGUCGAAGGUCAACACUUUGCAGUUUGAUGAUGUAAAAGUUAAGCUUGUUACAAGUGCGAAUGGUGAAAUAAUGACGGUUGAUCAUGUCUUCAGUGCACUUCCAUCAUUUGAUAUAUCUCUCCUCCUCCUGCCAACAUAUGCCAACAUAUCAUCUCUCCUCAACGACAUCAGGUUCGCCUCGGUAGGCGUGGUCAAUUUGGUGUAUCCCAGUGACGUCACAACCCCUCAAGUUGGGUUCGGACAUUUGAUUCCUUCGUUUGAAGACCCAGCCGUGUUGGGGGUCCUCUACGAAUGCCACACGUUCCCUCACCACAAUGGAAGGGAUAAUAAGACUAGGAUAACAUUGAUGAUGGGUGGUGCCUGGUUUGAGGAAUGCUUCGGAAGUCCUGAAACUGCAGAUAAAUGUAAGUUUGAAGAGAUGGCGUUGAAGGCUGUCAGUGAACAACUCUCCAUUAAGCAGAGGCCUGAGAUGGUGGUUGUCAACGUCCAAAAGUACUGCAUACCCCAGUACAAAGUUGGUCACCACAAAUUAUUAGAAGAGGCGGAGUCAUUGAUUUCUAAAAAUAACCUCCAACUCUCAUUGGUCGGUUCCUCGUACAGGGGUAUGAGCAUAAAUGACUGCAUUUUCAAUGGCAAACUUCAAGUUCAACAGUACCUUGGAAUCCGUCGUGAUGAUGAAUGAAUGAAUUAGUUAAAUAAGUUGAUGGGUGGAUUGAUGAAUGAUGCAUGAAUGGAUUAAUGAAAUUGAUGAAUGAUUGCGCGCAUUCACGGUUUAUUAGAUUGACUAAAUCUAAAUUAAUAUGCGAUUGAUAUUUGAUAAACUAAACCAACAAUCAUGUUAUAUAAGUUGAUAUUUAAACGGCCAGUGUGUUUUUGGAGAGGUACAAUGUAAAUGAAAGGUAACAAAUAUACUUAAAUAA
Helobdella robusta is the source of this 1894-nucleotide messenger RNA. RefSeq lists its product as hypothetical. The transcript has 14 exons. Gene Ontology annotation, molecular function: protoporphyrinogen oxidase activity, oxygen as acceptor. Gene Ontology annotation, biological process: heme biosynthetic process. Bases 208 to 1656 code for a protein of 482 amino acids. Lineage: Eukaryota; Metazoa; Annelida; Clitellata; Rhynchobdellida; Glossiphoniidae. Gene Ontology annotation, cellular component: mitochondrial inner membrane. The record is from RefSeq and is a predicted model, not a curated record.